AUGUCCGCUGCAUCUCCCAUGUCCUCCAGUGGCGACCAGGUGCAAGGUUCCAGCCAGAUCCAUUUCCGCUUUUGCCGCGAAUGUUCCAACUUACUCUACCCAAAAGAAGACCGCAACACUAACACCCUCAUGUUCACCUGCCGAACGUGUCACGUUGGCGAGCCCGCCUCCUCCCCCUGCGUAUACCAGAACAAACUCAACAACCAAGUAGGCGACACGGCCGGUGUGACUCAAGAUGUGGGAUCUGAUCCUACGCUGCCCCGGUCAAACAAGCUUUGCCCUAGCUGCGGCGAAAACGAAGCAGUGUUCUUCCAGUCCCAACAGCGGUCGGCGGAAACGGGAAUGAAACUCUACUAUGUGUGCUGCACUUGCGGUAAUGUGUUUACUUGA
This is a messenger RNA of Histoplasma capsulatum G186AR, 390 nucleotides long. Its product is annotated as DNA-directed RNA polymerase II core subunit RPB9. The record is from RefSeq and is a predicted model, not a curated record. Gene Ontology annotation, biological process: transcription-coupled nucleotide-excision repair; transcription initiation at RNA polymerase II promoter; maintenance of transcriptional fidelity during transcription elongation by RNA polymerase II. The coding region runs from base 1 to 390 and encodes 129 amino acids. NCBI's taxonomy places the organism in Eukaryota, Fungi, Ascomycota, Eurotiomycetes, Onygenales, Ajellomycetaceae. Gene Ontology annotation, cellular component: RNA polymerase II, core complex. Gene Ontology annotation, molecular function: zinc ion binding; nucleic acid binding; DNA-directed RNA polymerase activity. The transcript has 4 exons.